Molecule: messenger RNA, 921 nt
Organism: Adineta ricciae
Lineage: Eukaryota; Metazoa; Rotifera; Eurotatoria; Adinetida; Adinetidae
Source: the annotation of a GenBank genome assembly
AUGACGUCGAUUCUACCUUCUAUUCAAAUUGCUAUGAUACGUUACGGUAUGACGACUUAUUUGGCUCUUGGUAAUAUCGGCAAUUUCCUUGCGUUGUUAAUUUUCUCAAAUAAAAAUCACCGACGCAAUCCGUGCUCUGUAUAUCUUGGAGUUGGAUCUCUAUUUAAUAUUCUUGGCAUCAAUUUAGGAAUAAUUCCAUUAGUUUAUGCACUUGAUCAUCCUGAUCCUUUGCCACUUUCACUUUCAUUAUGCAAAUGGCGUCAAUAUGCUCUGCACGCUAUUCUAAUGAUCGAUCGAAUAUUGAUUGUUUUCGCAUGUUUCGAUCGUUUUGCGGUGUCCAGUAGUCGUCCGUCUAUACGUCGAUGGAGUAACAUAAAACUUGCUCGUUGGUCUACUAUUGCCAUCAUUCUAUUCUGGUUUAUUAUUUGUAUUCAUAUACUUGUUUAUCAAGAUAUUCAACAUGGCUCAUGUGGAAUGUUCGGCACAUAUAGUCUCAUAUUUUCAAUCUAUUCGAUUUUCAUCAUUGGUCUCAUUCCACCUUUGCUAAUGCUGAUAUUUGGAAUAUUAACAAUGCGUAAUUUGAAACAAAUUCAUACGACACAGGUUCAUUUACAUCAACGUGAUCGACAAUUCUUAGCUAUUUUAGCUGCUGAAGUAAUAGUUUAUCUAACAUGUACAGCUUUGAAUCCAGUGAGCAUUGCUUAUACAACAUUGACUAGCAAUGUUCCAAAUAAAAGCACACAACGCAUUCAAAUCGAAUCAUUUAUUAGUUUUUUCAUACGAAAUUUUCUAAUUUAUAUUUUUCAUACAACACCAUUUUAUAUAUAUUUUCUUGCUUCAAGCUCUUUUCGAAAGGAGUGCAAAAUACUCUUUUUCUCAUGGAAGAGACAGCGAAUUAUACCUACUACGACUUUACAUUAA